GUCAGUCCAAGCAACGGGCCAGUGUGUGCCUGCGGUCCGUAAGGGAUGCACGACUCCUCGUCGUACUAACGCGAUUUAAAUUAUAUUUUCGCACUGUGAAAACUUUUAAUAGUAAUAUUUUUAUAAACGUGUUGUGUUAUUUUUGGCUGCGAAGUCUGGUGCUAGAAGCUGAGAGGAUAAAGGAUUUCAUUAUUCGUUUCCAUGGUGCCAAUUAUGUGGAAAUUGUGAAACCCUAUUAAUAUUUUGUAAUAUUUUUGGAGAGAUUUACAAAAGAAUAAAUCAUCAUGUCGAAUGCGGUGGUAGAAAACGGAGCGCCCGAUGAAAGGGCAACAACCUAUUACUUCCCAAAGACUGGUUCGAGUGCCACACUAUGGCAGAGACUGAGCCUGUUUGUCUCCAUCUACUGGAAGGCACUUAUUGUUGUGCUUACCCCACUGUUGCUACUGCCUAUACCUAUAUUGAACUCUGCACCCGCCUACAGAUGCAUGUACGUAGUCCUGAUAAUGGCAAUAUACUGGGUGUUGGAGCUACUGCCGUUGCCCGUAACAUCCAUGUUACCCAUCGUGCUGUUCCCAACGAUGGGCAUUCUGGACUCGGACAAAACAUGUGCAGCGUACAUGAAGGAGACUAAUAUGAUGUUCAUGGGAGGUCUGAUGAUAGCCGCUGGAGUACAGCAUUCCAAGUUACCCAAGAGAGUGGCGUUGUGGACCGUACAAGUUGUUGGGUGUUCUCAUAGAAGGUUGAACUUCGGCCUGACAUUCGUGACUAUGUUCAUAUCGAUGUGGGUGUCCAACGCCGCCGCCACCACCAUGAUGGUACCCAUCGUUGAAGCCAUAUUAGAAGUAUUGGAACAGCAAGGACUUGGCGAUGUGUAUGUGAACAGGAAGAAGAACCCGCCGGCGGAGAAUGGCAAGGACGCCAAGGCAGUCGCUAAAACAGGAGAGGAAGAGGCACCAAUGCCGAGCGACAUAACGAUCUGCUACUACCUGAGCAUAGCGUACGCGUCCACGCUCGGAGGCUGCGGCACUCUCGUCGGUACCGCCACCAACUCCGCCUUCAAGGGAAUAUUCGAUUCCGAGUUCCCCGAAUACUCGAACUCAGUGGACUUCUUCUGGUUCAUGGCGUACAGCACGCCGCCCAUGCUCAUCAUGCAGCUGCUCGUCUGGUUCGCGCUGCAGAUCACUUUCAUGGGGAUGUUCAGGCCUAACAGCGAAGCCGCGAGGAGGGUGAACAAGGCGUCUUCUGGCUCGGAGACCACAAUGAAGGUCAUCAAGGAGCAAUACAGGAACCUCGGACCCAUCACUUUCCACGAAAAGGCCUCGGGUCUCCUGUUCAUCCUGGCAGUGUUCCUGUACAUCUUCCGUCGCCCUGGAUUCAUGCCCGGCUGGGCUGAGCUCCUCACUAACAUGAAAGUGAAGGACGGUGUGACCUCAAUCUUCAUCGUAGUGCUGAUGUUCAUCCUGCCGAUGUGCUGCGACUUCCUCAAAUUCUUCUCUAGCUCUUCAUCAUACGAAGAAUUGGCGGCGUCUAAACCUUCCCCCAGUAUUGUGACCUGGAAUAUCUUAAAGGAAAAGAUCCCGUGGGGACUUCUCUUCUUGCUUGGCGGUGGUUUCGCUCUAGCAGAAGGCAGCAAGGCGACCGGCCUGUCUGCGAUGAUAGGCUCCUCUCUCGAAGGUCUGCACGGCCUCAACCACGCCGUGGUGCUACUGGUCGUCGUCCUGGUCACGCAGUUCAUCACUGAGUUCACUUCCAACGUCGCUAUUGCUAACCUUAUUCUGCCGGUGUUGGCUAAUAUGGCUCGUGUCCUCCACAUCGACCCUCGUUACCUGAUGGUUCCCGCGACGCUGGCCUGUUCCAUGGCCUUCCACAUGCCUGUAGGAACCCCACCCAACGCCAUCGUCGCUGGAGUCGCACACAUACCUACCUCUAAGAUGGCUGUCGGCGGUAUAGGCCCUAAGAUCAUCACAACUCUAAUCGUCUGGGGCGCCUACCCAACAUGGGGAGCAGUGAUCUUCCCCGCCCUUACAUUAUCAACCACCCCUGUACAAAACACGACCACAACCUUAGCCAAUAAUGUCACUCUCGCCUGUAACACCUCAUACAAUGCCAUACAAACCUUAUCAAACUUCAAUUGCUCUUUACCCAACCUCCCAAGCCUAAACAUGACAGGCUCGGUCACAUGUAACUAUCUUCCCUUAAAAAGUUAAACAAAAUUAGUUAAUUUUAUGGUUGGGUUACAGCUAUAUGCUAGCAUUUCCAUAGAUGAAGAAAUAUCUGAAAUAUGUACAGGUAUGUGCCAUUUUCUACCAUUUUUCUCAUGUUAAAUUUAGUUUUAUUUUUGUAAUGCAAUCUCGAAUUAAUGGGAGUCAGAACGUAACUAGGGGUACGGUGUUACAUUGUAUGUGGACCUCUGCUUACCCCUUUAGUGUUAUGUUGUGUAAUCUCAGUAUCGAAUAGACGAUUUUUUUUAAAGAUCAAAUAUUUGUAGUCUGUUGGUCUUUUAUUAUCUGUGCGUAAUUCAAUGUUGCCAACAUAAUGGUAUUUUAAAUCAUUAAAAGAACAGAGUCGCUAAGUUUUGAUCCUCAUUUGGUACUUAAAAUUAUUAUUGAGCAUGUUUUGCAAUCAUAUUAAGAUUGCGUUAAUGAAAAUUCGGCCUUAAGCUUUUAACAAAAAGGUGCUAUUUACACUACACCAUUAUUUAGCGGCUUUGUGAAUAAGUAAAUAAAUAAAAUAUUUUCGUAUUUUCUACAGUAUAAAAGCAUUUUUAUAUGAUAAUUUAUAAUACAGCAUUUAUGUAUGUAUGUGGAGUAUGACAGUCGCCCCACCGACUAUGUGCAUUGCCAAAAUAUAUACAUAAACAUAUAAUAUACAAAUAUAGACUUUUAAAUUGGACAUAAUUUUUAUAGACAAGACGUUAUAAUUACUAAUUUCCGUGUGAUAAGCGUAGUAAAAUCGAUUUAAUUUCUGACCACCUGAGGUUGAAAAUCGCUUGCAGUUUAUAAUACCGUAAGGUCUAUUUCUGUUUGUCAAAAAUAUAGAUUAUGUUCAAUUUUAAAUGUUUUAAUAUGAUAUGGUAAUAUGGCCAAACCCUUGUGCCUAUAUACAAACCAAGUUACUGGGACAAUAAUAUGCUAAAUGUAAUAUAUUAUUGUAUGUAAGUUAUAAUAUAAAGUUUAAUUAUUAUAUAUUAUAACAACGGAAUAAAGCGGGUGAGGAUCUAUAUAGAAAUGAGCUUCACACUCCCGUAUUUAUAAAGAACUGCUUUAGGAUUUUGAAAGUUAAAUGUCUAUGUUAUAAAGACAAUUUUUGAUUGAAAAGUUAUACUAAAACUUAUGGAUGGAUAUCCGUGUAUUGAAUCUAAUUUUAUGGAGUAUUGAAUCUAUUUUAUAUGCUAUAAGGGGCUGAUUUUUCAACAUUAAUAAAAAUAAAUAUUUUCUAAAUCGUUUUUGUAAAACAAAAGUCCUGUUUGCACAAUUAAUGCUUGCUGUCAAAUAUUUAGUUACUUACCUGAUGACAAUACAGUCUAUAAAACCUGUCUCACUAAAAAAUUAUAUUACAUUAGUCUUUCAAUUUACAUUUGUUUAUUGAAAAAUCAACCUUAAAGAUUAAGGACAUAGAAUCUCAUGUUUUUGUACAAUAUUUUGUAAGAAUCUCAACAAUCCAAAUACACCCGGCCUUUAACAAAGCAGUUCUUUUACCACUAUUACCAAACGAGUGUGAUAGCGAAACAAUAUAUUUUAUAUUAAUAUAUAAAGCGUCUAUGUGAAGGUAUAUACUAAAUAUAUUAAAAAAACCAGAUGAAAGGGAUGUUCCUAGUUAUAAUGUAAUAUAUUGUGAAGUGUGUGUGUGUGUGCGUGUGUUAGUUUUGUGUGUGUACGUGUGAUGUGUGGUGUGUGGACUGAAUAAAACCUUUGCUGGGAGAAUAAUUAUUUAUUAUUAUUAUUGUCAAAUAUUCCAUUAUGAAAAACUCCCAUAGCCUUUUUAACGCCAUAAUAUAAACAUCUUGCUGUCAUUCUGAAGUCAAGCCACUACACAAAAAUGUUAAAAUAGAUAAUUAAAUCUAUGGAUGAAAGUGUUAUUGUAUUGUAAAGUCGAAAUAAUUUAUUUUUGACUGAGGAAACUUCUGAAUGAUUAUAUUUGUGAAAAUGGCGUUGAAAAGGCUAAUAAUUCAGCAUAAAGGUGCCUUAAAAAGUCCAUAAGAACAAAGUGCUUUUUGUUGUUACUAUAACAAAAUAAUUGUGAUGCAUUUCUAUGUAAGUGUGAAAAGUGCAAAUUAGGAAUAAUUAUUAUUAUAUUGCUAUACAACGUGUGUCAUAAAUAUGAAAUAAAUAGCUGGUCCGGCUAACUUUCUACCGCCUCAAACAUUUUUUUCUAACCUUUUAAACCUUCCCCAGAAUUCCACAAAUAAUUGAAGACAAAAAAUAUCCAAAUCGGUUCUGCUGAUCCGAAUCGAACGAAACACUACUGUUUCGUUGUGUAAGUAUGGUUACAAUUAACCCCCCUUCCCAGUCUUGUCAAUCCUCCACAACAACCCUUAAAUUCCUAUCCCCCAAAAGGCUGGCAAGUUGGCAACGCACAUGUAACGUCUCUGGGAUUUCGAAUAUCCAGGGCGGUGGCGAUUGCUUACCAUCAAGUGAUGGUUUGGAUGUUUGACGCUGUGUGCGUUGUGAAGCUGCUGACAGAAGCUGGUUAUUUAAUGUUUAUGACACCCUCUGUAUAUUAGAGAAAAUCUAUAUAUAAGCUGUGUGAAUGUUAAUUACGUACAUUAAUUUAAGAUUUAUUUUUUUGUAUUAUUAUUUUUUUAUUUCCCUUUAAAUUGUGUAAUUUUUCGAAUUGAUUGACAAUUAUUUAUCUUUCUGGAAAUUUUGUAUUGUUUCAAUUAUGGCCAAAAUGUGGAUAAACAAAUAUUCUGAUGUUUAAUUUUAUAAAUGACUAAGUAAAAGUGUUCAUCUACAACUAUAUUAAAUAACAGAAUUACAACUAUAUACAAGUUUUAAAUGGAAUAUAGCCUAAAGAUAAAUUUAGAACUCUAGGUGUUAUUAAACAAAUCUUUGAAGGAUUUUACAAUGUUCUCAGCAUACUUAUAUUAAAGCCAAAUAAAUCUUUUUUAUAUUAAAUCUCGUGACAAGUUAAAUAUGUAAUUAUGUUGUACAGCUUAGUCAGUAACUUAACAAGCAAUUCCAUUCAUGACUAUGGGCCCGCGUGCCACUAUAGCGUGGCUUGAAAGCAAUCGAGUUACACCGAAUAGUUACGUGAGUAAGCCGUACUAGAUAAUUAACGCUAUUUUUCUAUUGAUCUCUCAUAACAAAAUAAUCCAAGAUUAUCUUGGACGUCACGUAGCCAAAAGAUAAUGUUUUACUCAAGAAUUUUAAAUCAAUAAUCUCCCGACUAUAAAAUGCAUGUUACCAUUUUUAUAAUUUAAAUUCGUUUUAUAAUACCUUUUUUGUAAAAACUCUUCAAUUUAAUAUUAUAUUAUAAGUUGGUUGUGAUUUGUAUAUUGUCACAAAUAUUACAUAUUUAAAUCCCGUUUUAACAGACAUUUUGUCUUUGACCAAAACUUUUGCCUAAGGUACAUGAUAAAUAUAGAAAUUAAUACACCUAUGUGUUGUCAUGGCCUUGCGGAUAUUAUGUAGUAAAUAGAUGUACGUAAUGCGCUCAUUUUGUAAAUAAUGGAUCGAAGGAAUGUGUUGUUGAAUAAAUAUGUUGCAAAUAUA
Spodoptera frugiperda (fall armyworm) is the source of this 5714-nucleotide messenger RNA. It is a transcript of the gene Indy, whose product is annotated as protein I'm not dead yet. Bases 285 to 2207 code for a protein of 640 amino acids. The record is from RefSeq and is a predicted model, not a curated record. Lineage: Eukaryota; Metazoa; Arthropoda; Insecta; Lepidoptera; Noctuidae. Gene Ontology annotation, cellular component: membrane. Gene Ontology annotation, molecular function: succinate transmembrane transporter activity; citrate transmembrane transporter activity. Gene Ontology annotation, biological process: monoatomic anion transmembrane transport; citrate transport. The transcript is spliced from 15 exons.